AUGGGUAUCAAUAACCCACUUCCAAGAAGCUUGAGAAGUGAGUCCAAGUAUGUAUUUUUUUUUUUUUUUUGCAUUCCCGAGGCUACCAUAGUCAAGCAACGUAUCAGCUAUAUAUGUAUAGCCACCGGCCAAAUACUAACUUUUUCUCCUUUUUCUUCCUUUCUAAAGAAAAGCGGCCAAAGUUCUAGCUUCAUUCAUCAAGCCAAACCAAUUAGCGGGACCAGACGAGAUUAUCCCACCGAAAAUCUUGAAAAAUGCAAAAGGGUUGGCGAUCAUCACCGUGUUGAAAGCCGGUUUCCUUUUCUCGGGAAGAGCAGGCUCGGGAGUCAUUGUUGCACGUUUACCAGACGGCCAGUGGUCUGCUCCCUCUGCGAUUGUGACUGCGGGCGCAGGGAUGGGGGGUAUGAUUGGUGCCGAGUUGACCGAUUUCGUGUUUGUUUUGAACUCCAAAUCGGCAGUUGACUCAUUUGCCCAGGCCGGCUCGGUCACCUUGGGCACCAAUGUCUCCGUUGCCGCAGGUCCAUUGGGCAGAAGUGCCGAGGCGGCAGGUACUGCUUCUUUGAGUGCCGUCUCGGCCGUUUUCGCCUACUCCAAAACCAAAGGGUUAUACGCGGGGAUCUCACUUGAAGGUUCGGCAAUUGUCGAGAGAAGAGAUGCAAAUAGGAAAUUCUACGGUGAGCCGCUCAAGGCUAGACAGAUUUUGGCCGGUGAAGUUGAACCUCCGCCAGCUUGUGAUUCACUUAUGAGGGUCUUGGAAUCAAGAGUCUUUAACAACAGAUCGGCAUACGACGAGGAGGAUUUCUACAACGACGAGUACUACGACGAUAUACCCGAUGACUUUUCCGACACCACAUCGGAGUAUUCAGCAGCUGGUGCAUCGCCAAGAAGACGCGGUGCCGCUCCCGACCGCAGAAGAUCGCAUAGGAGAAGAAGGUAUUCCGACGAAUACUCGGACGAAGACGAUUGGUCAGAGGACGAGGAUUACGAUAGAAGAAGACGCGGCGGCGGCGGCGGCGGCGGUGCUGCAGCGAGAAGGAGCAGCACGAGAGGAUCAACCACGGCCGGUACCAGUGCCGGGUUAUCUAGUGCGAGAACACAGUCUACCUGGGAAGACGACGUUUACGACACGGGCUAUAACGGCAAGACCAGGUCGAGAGGCAACAGUGACGUUGACCGGUUGAAUGCGAGAUUGGGCAACACGCGAUUAUCGCCCAAUAAAACCAGCACAGGCCCCGGUAGACCGCCAUCAUCGUCGAAACCAAACUUCGGUGGUUCUCAGAGGUCCAAAGCCAACUCGUCUCAAGCAAUUGCUUUGUACUCGUUCAAGGGCGAGCAAAGUGGAGACUUGCCAUUCAAAAAGGGAGACGUUAUCGAUAUUUUGAAAAGAACUGAAACUGUGGAUGACUGGUGGACGGGUAGGAGUAAUGGCCUCACUGGUAUCUUCCCAGCUAAUUACGUUGAAUUGAUCUAG
Messenger RNA from Lodderomyces beijingensis, 1471 nucleotides. NCBI's taxonomy places the organism in Eukaryota, Fungi, Ascomycota, Pichiomycetes, Serinales, Debaryomycetaceae. The record is from the annotation of a GenBank genome assembly.